AUGGAUGACCGAAAUGGCUACCGCGCACCCGUGGACCCGUUGCAUCUCCCGCUCAAGGGUGAGUUGAACGGCGUCGCGUGUGCGUUGGACGACACCGUUUUGGACUUGGGCGACAGGGGGUGGGCGGAAGAGGAUGGCCGGGAAAAUGGGGCUUAUGCGGGCUCGUCGCAGUCAUCAACAGAUGCGCCCUUGCAGGAGCGGCAGCGUCGCAACAGACUGCUGCUGGAGGACAUUCUCAGCGACUCCUCGCUUGCGACACGGUCACGCGAGCCGAGCGUGUCCAGGUGCUGCGCUCCCUCCUCAGAGAUGUCACGGGAGCCUAGGGGUGGCCGAAACUGCGGCAGCUACGUCGUUGAGCCCAGAAUGAUCAAGUUAACUGCCGUGGAUGCGCUACUGAUGCGUGCUGCGCAAGAGGCCUCAGAGAAGGUGUCUAACGGGACCAAGAAACAGGCCUUGCCUCGGGGUUUGCCACAACAGCUAAGUGUUCCGUUUUCCCGCCGGUGUGCUUUUUGCCAAAAGUUCGAUUCAUUAUGUAGCAACUGUCAUCGCAAGUGGAAGGAGGUCCUCCUAAAGCGGCGACAGGCUGUGGCGCUUCAAAGUUAUUGUAAACUUCCAGAGGACAGGCGGUCUGCGUUGCUUUUUAUGACGGCCGCCUACGGUGUAGGGGAGUUCGCUGCGAUGCAACUGGACUUUGAUGCUGAGAAGUGCCUACACUGGCGUUCUUUCUUUUUCCCUUUAUCGAGUAGCACGGCGGAACAAUAUUACAAGUUUGUCAUGACAGGUGAGGUGUAUGCUUUGCAUGUGGCUUUUUCCUACGACCGUGUUGAUGUAGCUGAGGUCUUGCUUGGGCAUCCCCGAUGCCUGUUACUGAAGUCUGAAUACCGCAUUGACCCUGUUGAGCUCCUUCACCAGCCUCUUAAACCUGAGUGGGAAACGCUGCUGCAUGCUUCGGAUGUGUACCUGAAUCACCUCCUCGUUGAACGGGCCAAGCAACUGCGUCGUGCAGAAGACUGGGAUGGGGCGGAGGCUUUGUACACAGAACUGUUACAACGAAAGCCAGACAGUGAACACGCGCAUAGUGGAUGGGCAAAGAUGCGCUAUGAUCAAGGAUAUGUGACAGACUGCAUUCAUUUGUGUGAUUGCAUGAUUUCAGGUACUACUAUAGUGGAUUGGAAUGAGAUCCAUUUGGAGAGUAUUAAAGUAUUGCGUGAGGCAGCUGUACAGCGAUAUCACGAGUACUGCCAUGUGGUUGAGAGUGAGGGGGUUCUCAAGGCGUGUGGCUGCGUCAUCCUUGAUAGGGUACGUGUUCCCAUAAAAAAAUUACCCUUUUCUAUCCUAGUCGAUAGCAUAUUUGUAUUCUGUGAUGCUGUGACGCUGUGGAAUAUUUCAAAGUGCACGCGGAUGCCACUGGUGCGCACUGUGGCAGAAAAGCUUGCCAUUCUUCUGCCCACAUGGUGUCUCCAGACACUUUUGAUGAGUGAGCCCGGCUUUCAAGAACUGUCUGAGCAACUCCUCGGCAGUUUGCCUUCUGUUGUGGGCUCAUUGGUCAUCGCACCUGUGCGACCCUUAGGGAUCUCUGUUUUGGCUAUGGCGGGCUUCAACAUGUUUCUUGUCCGUGUGCAUGCCGCGGGGUUGUCGGCAAAAACGGUUAAAACGGGCCCCUCUGGACUAUCGCUUUUUGGCUUCAGACGCAAACACCCAAUGGAGGGGCGUCAGGCGUCUAACGGGGCCGCGGAAGUUGCAAUCAGUAAACAGUAUCGUAUUCAGCGCUCGAGAGUAGAGGAACCAUGGUGCGUGAAAGGGACCGGGGACUGGGCGGUCGACCAACGUUCAGUGGAGGUGCUGCAGACACAGUUGCUGCAGAUGCAGACUUCUUUUCCUUGA
Molecule: messenger RNA, 1884 nt
Organism: Trypanosoma conorhini
Lineage: Eukaryota; Euglenozoa; Kinetoplastea; Trypanosomatida; Trypanosomatidae
Exons: 1
Coding region: 1-1884 (627 amino acids)
Molecular function (GO): protein binding
Source: RefSeq, a predicted model, not a curated record